UGGAGGCGGAGUCCCACCCUUGGAGCAGCUGUGUUUCAGCCCCUCAGUUUCAGACUGACUCAGAGCUGCUCGCAAACAUGAAGUCUUUCUGCCUCCUCUCUCUGAUCCUCCCGGUCCUCUCAGUCCAGGACUCUGCCCCUUUGGGAUGUGGAUCUUGUGAUCUGGCUCAGUGUGCUCCUCUCCCAGCGGAGGGCUGUGCUGCUGGCUCUCUGGUGGACUCCUGUGGCUGCUGCUCUGUCUGCGCUGCCGCAGAGGGUGAGCUGUGCGGAGGUCGCCGGUCGGCAGCUCGCCGCUGUGGCUCCGGUCUGGAGUGCGUGAGAAGCGGGAACAAGAAGAACAAGAUGGGAGUCUGUGUCUGUAAGAGCAAAUACGAGGUCUGCGGGACAAACGGAGUGACCUACACGAACACCUGUGCACUGAAAACUGCAGGCCUGCGAGCCCAGAGUGAGGGAAAAGAAUCUGUCAACAUGCAGAACAAAGGUCGCUGUGGUUCAGCUCCACUCAUUGUUACUCCUCCAGGUGAGGUGUACAACGUGAGUGGCUCUCAGGUGUACCUGAGUUGUGAGGUGGUGGGCGUGCCCACACCAGUGCUAACCUGGAAGAAGUGACAAAGGAAGUCAACCUGUGAUCAGCUGAUCGUCUCAGGAAUCCCAGACUUUUAACUUCCACUAAAACCUGAAUUUGUUUCCUUUCAGUCGUUUUUAGUUUUAAUCCAGCCUUUUUCAAACUUCAGUCUUUUGUUCUACAUGUUAUAUCUUUUGUUAUAUUUGUAACUUUUAAAGUAUUUUUCCUCCUCUGGGCACCAGCGGAAGUUUGAAAUGGUGAAACAGGUGUAUUUGUUUGUUGCAGUCUACACAUUAAAUAUGAACCUUAAACUGCAUGUUUUUCUUCUCAAUUUAAUAAACCAUAAUAAUGUUGGUGUGUUGUUUGAAUCUAAUAAAUAUUUCAACUCUUUCAGUUAAAUAAUCAAUGUUUUUACUGUGAAGGUCCCAGAAAAACAUUAUAUUUUCAAAAAUAAAAAGAGAAAAAUGGAAA
Haplochromis burtoni (Burton's mouthbrooder) is the source of this 1035-nucleotide messenger RNA. It is a transcript of the gene igfbp7, whose product is annotated as insulin-like growth factor binding protein 7. NCBI's taxonomy places the organism in Eukaryota, Metazoa, Chordata, Actinopteri, Cichliformes, Cichlidae. The record is from RefSeq and is a predicted model, not a curated record. Gene Ontology annotation, molecular function: insulin-like growth factor binding. Gene Ontology annotation, biological process: regulation of signal transduction; regulation of cell growth. Gene Ontology annotation, cellular component: extracellular region.